This is a messenger RNA of Diospyros lotus (date-plum), 3362 nucleotides long. RefSeq lists its product as uncharacterized. Lineage: Eukaryota; Viridiplantae; Streptophyta; Magnoliopsida; Ericales; Ebenaceae. The coding region runs from base 472 to 3051 and encodes 859 amino acids. The record is from RefSeq and is a predicted model, not a curated record. The transcript is spliced from 9 exons.
UCUAACAAAAGUUGAAGGGUUGGGUGCGUGCGGGCGAAUGUACGCUUGCUGAAGACGAGACGAGACGAGGAGAGAAAGAAAUCGUCAAUCCUCUCGACUUCCGAUUCUGUAAAAAAACAAAAGAAAGUAUUCUCCAUCUCUGAGUCCACAGAUUGAUCUCCAGCAAUCUUUUGGCUCAGCAUCUUGUAUUCUUUAUUCCGUUUUUCUCUGCCCCACCCCAAACCUAAUUUUUCUUCACAAAAUUUCCAUUUUCGCGAUUCCUGCGACGACCCUUUGGCACACCCCCACCGCCCUUUGGAAAUCAACCUUCGAUUUUUAUUUUUACCCAACCCAGAAGCCACAGCGCUUUGGUGGGGGAAGCAGAGAUGGUGGGGUCGUUAAUGUGUGACCCCGGCGGCUCGUGAGAAGUCGUAUCUCGAUUGCUUUGCUUCUAUCUUUCUUUUCUUUUCGUUUUGCUAAUUGGGUACUUUCAUGGACGAUCUCCGGCAGCCAGUACUGCCAACGCCGUCGCCGCCGCUGGCAAUUGAGGGAGAGCACUGGACAAGGGCAGAAGCGGCUGCUCACAAGAUCAUAGGCCAGGUUCAGCCGACUCAUGUGUCCGAGAGGAGGAGGGGUGAGGUUAUUUAUUACGUGCAGAGGUUAAUCCGAGGGCGUCUAGGUUGCGAGGUUUUUCCAUUUGGAUCAGUCCCACUGAAAACAUAUCUUCCAGAUGGAGACAUUGAUUUGACAACCUUUGGAGGUGUAAAUAUUGAGGACAGUUUGGUAAAUGAUGUGAUUUCUGUACUUCAAUCAGAAGAAAAAAGUAGUGCUGCUGAAUUUGUAGUGAAAGAUGUUCAACUCAUCCGAGCUGAGGUUAAGCUUGUCAAAUGCAUCAUUCAGAAUAUUGUGGUUGAUAUUUCAUUCAGUCAGUCAGGAGGACUCUGUACUUUAUGCUUCCUCGAGCUGGUUGAUCGCUUCAUUGGAAAAGAUCAUCUCUUCAAACGCAGUAUCAUACUGAUUAAGGCAUGGUGCUAUUAUGAAAGUAGGAUACUUGGUGCUCACCAUGGCUUGAUUUCGACAUAUGGUUUGGAGACUUUGGUUCUAUACAUCUUCCAUCUUUUCCAUUCAAAAUUGAAUGGCCCCUUAGCAGUUCUAUAUAGAUUUUUGGACUAUUUUAGCAAAUUUGAUUGGGAUAACUACUGCAUUAGUUUAACUGGUCCCGUCCGCAAAUCUUCCUUGCCAGCGAUUGUGGCUGAGGAGCCUGAAGAUGGUGGGAGCGACCUCCUUCUUAGUAAAGAUUUUCUUAGGCACUGUGCAGACAUGUUCUCAAUUCCUUCCAGAGGUGUUGACACAAAUUUGCGAGCAUUUCCCCACAAGCACCUCAAUAUAGUAGAUCCACUAAAAGAAAACAACAACCUUGGCCGCAGUGUCAGCAAAGGAAAUUUCUGCCGAAUCCGGAGUGCUUUCACAUAUGGGUCCCGAAAACUUUGGCAGAUCCUUUUGCACCAAGAAGAUCGCAUACCUAGUGAACUAUAUAAAUUUUUCUCUAACACUUUGGACAGGCAUGGAAGUGGACAGAGGCCUGAUGUUCAAGACCCUGUCCCCAUCACUGGCGAUUAUUGUUCUCUUCCUAGAUUUUUAUUUCCAGCAAACCAGUCAUCUCAAGAUGAGAAAAUAAUUUCUGAAUUAAAGUCUGCUAAUUCAGUUCACUUAAAUGGAGUAUACAAGUUGAACCUUGAUGGAUCAUCCAACGAAGGCAGUAAUUAUGUUGAGGCAUCAGGGAUGGAGAUGAAAAAAGGGAGAACUGUAAAUGAACAUAAAAAAAGCUCUGAAGAAGUGGUUAACUCUGCACCGUUAUCAGAAAUUGAUGGUUCUAUAAAUAGGGUUGCUGCUAAGGGCCAUCGCUUUUCUGGGGAUGCGGAAGACCUUGCAACCUCCAAAUUUCAAAGUCUUAGAAUUUCUAGUGAUCCAGCUAAAGUUAACCAUUCAAGUGGUGAGGAGGAGAAGUCCCAGCGACCUAUUGUACAUUUUGCACCACAUCUCUUUUUCUCUGGCUCUGCAUCUAGUAAUGCAAUGGUUGAGCAUGGAAAGGCUGACGUUAAGGGGCCAGAAAACACUGGUUUAACUGGAGAGAGAGUUUCUUCUGGGCUCUUGCCUUUGCCAGAUGAAGCAGCAGGCAUUUUUGCUGGCUAUGGCCGUGAGAAGAGCUUGUCUUUCAGCAAUCAGGAUAUGCUAGCCACAGAUGCAUCAAAGGAUGUUGCCUUGAUCUCCAAUCCUGUUUCUUGUUCCUCAGCUGCUUAUAAGCCUGGCUAUAGGGAAAUGACCUGUGUGGGUGCUGCUUGUAGUCCUGGAUAUUUGCAGUCCUUGAUCGAUCUCAGUGGGGAUUAUGAGAGUCAUUUUAACAGUUUGAAUUAUGUUAGGCAGAGCUAUGAGCACUCCUCGAGUGUGCCUGCAUUGCCCGUGCCUCCAGCAUUCAUCCCCCAGCUUCAGAAUAAGAGCUCAUGGGAUUUGAUCCAGAAUGGGGGUCAAUUCAAGCGGGAUGGUUUACUCGAUGCGAAUGUUAAUGGUGUUGUCCGACGACCACCUUUCCAUCCCAUGAACUCACUGCUAAUACCUGGUGGAACUUUUGGUGUGGAAGAGAUAAAGCCACGAGGAACUGGGACAUAUAUCCCACAUACGAACCGGCCUCCAUACCAGAAGCCUUUGACUGGAAGGGCAAUGAAUCAGGAGCCAGCCAGGUCCCCUCGUAACAGUGGUCGAGCAGCGACAACUAUGGAGGCAAUCUUCCCACACAACAGAAGCAGUCACGAACACUUCUCUUCUGAAGGCAAUGCAAAACCUGGACCUUCAGAUUUCUCUGGGGCCCAUUCACCUGGGCAUGUUCGGUUGGGAGUGCAGUUGGUGGAGGGCAGUAAAAAUGCCUCUUCGCUGACCCAAACUCCUGCUCAUAGCCAUCCAACAAGGGAAAUGCAGAAGUCAAAGCCUGUACUUGGUAUGAAUCAGGAUAGGAUGAUGGCAGGAUCAUCAUACCGUUUGAAGAAUGAAGACGAUUUCCCGCCUCUGCCAGUCUGAAUGUGGCGGGAAGGGAUGGGAUGGAUGCAACCCUCGAUUAUACCACCGGUGUAGUUAGUAUGAAUAGAACAAAGACAAGAUAUGCCAACAAACCAGCCUGCAUGAAGUUUUCUACCCAUCUGUCGGUAGUCUUUGAUGUUAGAGAAGGCAGCAAGCGAAAUAGCAUAGAUCAAAAGCCUUGUGUACAUUCUGCAACUUGUUUAGGCCGUGGUCUUGUAGGAUCUUACAUCUUUGCUCUACAUUUAAGCUGUUGCCUGUUUGUACAGGAUGAUAGAAAAAGCUAUAUAUGGUUUUGAAACAGAUUUUGUUUG